AUGAUUAUCCAGUUGAUGAUUGUUCCUUUCAACUUCCUUCGACCUUCCACGAUUUGGACACCUGGCCACGAUUCUUGGCGUUACGCCGACAGCGAUCAAGACGGUAGAUUCUACGAUACCGCCGAUCGCCAGCCAUUCCUCGCUGGAGUCAUCCGCACACCGGUCUCUCGUCGGCGAAUGGCACCGUAUCCAACGGUCCAGCAGAGGCAGACACUGCAACGAGUGAGCCCAGAGGCCAUGGAUCAAGAGAUCACGACACGCAUAACUCCUCAGACGUCGCACUCGCACCCGCGCACUCUCGCCGUUCAGUCGUCCAUGAAUUCGGUCGCAGACAGCGAUUAUGUACCAUGCACUGGCUCCAGUCGUAACAGCACAUCGGACGAAGAAGAGGAACAGCGCCGUCGUCGGACCCGACCCCUUGCAAUUUCCCCAUCCCUUGACAGCGAUCCUGGCGCAUGGGUGGACCGCGUCGCGGACGAUUGUGCUGGACUCUCGGACCGACCGGCUGGCAGGGCAGUCUCGCGCGACAUUGACGAAGCAGCUACGGUCACCGUCGCUCCAACGACGGUCACUAAAUCCUCAGGCCGACAGUCUGCUGGGGCGGAGCUGCGCGAAGCCGACGAAUUGGCCACGGGCACAGCCGCUACGACGAGGGAUGAAUCCCUGGACCGACAGACUGCUGGAGCAGUGCCGCACGACGUCGCCGAAGCUGCUACGGGCACCGCUGCUCCCGCCCGAAGCAGCCGAGUCAUCGCUGCCCGUAUGCAUGUCCCUCAGAACGGCACCUAUCCGGAUACUGAACAGGUACACAACGAGCUUCACAUCCGCGCCUCAGACGACAACCGCUCGGAUCGCGAUCUUGAUCGAGUACCGGAGGGAAACCCUUCAACUCCACGCGAAGCCAUCGUCCUGCCAGACACGAGCGAAACGCGCACGCGGAAGCCGAAUGGUGAAUGUGGCAAGCCUGGAAAGGGGGGGUACAAUCUUCAAGAUGCGCUCGGCUGGCCUGCGCACAAGUAUAACAACGUCAGGAAGGAGAUGAAUAAGCUCGUAGACCGUAUACUGGAUGGUACAAAGUCCCUGACUAGGCAGGAGUCGGCACGCAUGGCGAUACUAGAGCUGGAGAUGCCGCGGGAGGGGCGGGCGGCUGGAGACUGGGCGACAGCACUUGGGGCUGCAGCCACCGGCUCGAGCCCGGAUAAGCUAGGAAGAACGCGCGGCGGUGCCCCCUCGCCCGAGCGUGCGUGCGAGUCGAACGGCCUGAACGGUGAAUUUCGGGCGGACGCCGACGCAGCGGGCACAGCCACCCUACCAUACAUGAUGCCGUCGGUCGGCCUCCUCGACCCUUCCCCCAUGAUGUCCCAGCUCCCUGGCUCAGAGCACAGCGCAUGCAGCGCUGCUCGCAUCUCCGGCGUCUGGGGCUUUCGUGGGGCGUGGACGAUCGACGGCAGUGAGAUUAGGCAGGGCGCGAUGAGGCGAGGGUCGCAGGCUGGCGCCUCCCUCCCCAGCUCCCCCUCCCGGCUCCCGCAAUCUUCGGUCUAUUCUGGCUCGCCCUCGGGCUCGAUCGACGCGUCGGGCAUCUCCCAGAAGCCUCGGCGUCAUGCUGGGGAUGCGCCGCGUCUGUGCUGGCGUGAUCUCGCGAGCGUCAGUCACGGCUGGCCUACCGCCCUUGAGAAGAUCCGUCUCUCACGCUGGCGCCAGGACCGGGGUCCCGCCGCUCCUGAUCUCUGCAACCCGAAGGAUACCACGACGUCGAUCUUCGACUUUGUCAACGACGAGCCGUUCGCUGCGACGUUGGUGACCGUGCGGAUCACCUCUGUCGCUGAACGGAGGCAGGCGACGUUGCUCUGCGUCAGUGCAGAUCUGUUGGUUCUGAAGGAGAGCUCCACGUCGUACGAAGCUGUUGGUGGUCAUGAAGUUGGCGGACGACUGCGGCUGGCGCUGCUCGGCGAUCCAGAAGACCAUCACGCAGGCGCAUGGGGUUUGGCGGGUACGGGCGAAGAGGCGUACGAUCCGACGCUUGCUGCGAUGCAUCUGCCAGAGGUCCUGAUGAACCGUCAACUGCUGGCAGCAAGGGCCUCGCUACUACUACUACUACUACUACUUGCUGCUGCGGUCGACCUGUCGCGCGAUCGAGCCCGGGGCGCCUGUAUCGACGUCCAGGUUGGUGGAGACCAUGGUGAGUCGCCUGCGUGUUUCGUUGGCUGGGACAGCCAUGGCCUGCCCGUCCACCUCCACCUCCCUGUCCUGCUGCCGCUCACGCGCCUGCUACCGCGUCUCACGAAUCUUCAGCACCCGCUCGCGACGGAGUGGCGGCGUCUCGAAGACCUCUUCCGGCUGGACUCGAUAGUGUCGACCCUCAUUGAACUCGUGCAUCCCCGAACGCUCGAUGUCGCCGAGCGCGUGAUCAGCGAUGUCCUGCGCGAGCUCGUGAAGGCACUGUGCGACUAA
Molecule: messenger RNA, 2451 nt
Organism: Schizophyllum commune H4-8
Lineage: Eukaryota; Fungi; Basidiomycota; Agaricomycetes; Agaricales; Schizophyllaceae
Exons: 11
Coding region: 1-2451 (816 amino acids)
Source: RefSeq, a predicted model, not a curated record